Molecule: messenger RNA, 1596 nt
Organism: Paramecium pentaurelia
Lineage: Eukaryota; Ciliophora; Oligohymenophorea; Peniculida; Parameciidae
Source: the annotation of a GenBank genome assembly
AUGAAUAGUUAGAAAUUUUAUUAUGGAGAAGACAUAAUAGAAAAGACUAGAGAUUACUAACUUCCUACUUAAAUUACAAGCAUUGCAAGAUCUAAAAGUGAAAAUAGAAGGUUGAUAAAAUAAAUAACUAAAACUUCCAAUUCUCCAAACUCUAAAUCCUAAUUAAGUGGUUACAAUAACAUUACAGAAUAUAAUUAGAAUACUAUAGGUUAAGAUCGUAUAAUGAAAAGAAGAACAUUGAUACUUUAAAAAGAACUUCCUAAUCAAGAUACAUCUAAUGGCUUGUUAUCAUCUCAAACAAAAAUAAAAAUAUUUAAGGCACCCUUUAAAAAGAUUUAAACAUCAAUCGACAAGACAUAAUCAUUUAACAAUAAUAAUAAUCAUAAUUAUAAUAACAAUAAAAUGUAAUCUCAUCUUGAAAGUUUUGAUAAUGAAUAACAAUUUAUUAAUUCUUUACUAUAAAAGGAUCAAAAACCUGAAAGAAUUGAUAAAUUAAUUAAAAUAAGGUUAGCUAAAUCUUAAAUGACUAUCCAUUCUCAUUAAAGAUCACAAUAGACUGAAAUUUCAAUUGAAAAAUAAAAAUUACCUACAUAAUCUUCUAUUCGUAGAGAGAGUUAAAGAGAUUAGAGGGAUAAAAAGUAUAGUAUCUAUAAAUAUUAGAUCAGUAGAAUUAAAGCAUCAUAUUUACAAGUUGUUAUUGGCAUUUGAAGAUACAUGUCAAAUUUGGAAAGGAAAAAACAAAUUAGAAAACUUUUUAGAUAAUGAAUAGAAAUUCGUUGGUUUUAUGAAUUUUACUUAUAAUCUAACCAAUUUACCAUUAAAUAUUGAAGUAAGUCUACAUCCUAUAAAUGUAGGGAUUGGAAUAAAUGUUUAAAGGUACAAAAUAUGUACUUAAAACUUUGAAACCUUAUAUACCAUAAAGUUUAGAGAAACUUAUAUUUGAAGAUUAGGAAUGUUAAAAGUUUAGACAAUUAACAUUUUAAUAUUAAAUAUUUUAUAUCUUAAAUAAUCAUUCUGAAUUGAUAGAUACAUUUACUAAUUAAUCAAUUCGAUUUAUGGUGAGAUAAUCAAAAGAAUGUAUUGAUUUGUAACAUAAUAUUGAAAAGCAAUUUCUCAAUAAGAAUUAAAAUGAUAUGGAAAAUAUUUAAAGUAUUUUUGAGAAAUAAUUUAAUUAACCUUACUAAACAUUAUUGAAUGAGGCAAGAUCAUUUUGUAAUUUAGUGAUUGAGUAUGAUUAUGUGAAAUAAUUGUAUUGUUUUUGUAUAAAGGUACAGGAUGCUUUGUCAUAAAAGAUAUAAUAGGAAGCAAAUAAAAAAUAAGUUUAUGAGAAAGGAUUCGAUUUUAAGACUGCCUUAUCAAAGAUUAAAGCAAAAGAUGUAAGAAUUAUUUUAAAUUGAUUAGAUAAAUCAUGAAAAAUUGUUUGCUUAAUUAAUACCUAAGAAACAUGAGAUUAUUGAUAAAUUAGAUAAAUUCGAAUCUAAAUUUGGUAGAAUUGAAUCUAUAUCUAAUAUGUAAAGAGAACAAGCUAAAUUAGCUGAUAUGAAACAUAAUCAACUAUAUGAAAAGAUUCUCAAAUUAUAAAAAUAAAUGGAAUGA